AUGAACGGUGGUGAAAAUGAACUCCUUGAUCGCCUUGCUGUGUCAGAGCUUUGUAAAGGGUGGGCGAUCUUUUACGACUCGUCGGAAUGGGAAAAGUAUCGGUCGCUCUUUACUGACGAUGCAUACGUCUGGACCACGGAGAAUGGGCCACUGGCAAUUGACAAUUUCAUUGCCAUGUCCAAAUUGGGCAAAGAAAACGGCACCAUUGUCAUGCACCGCGAAUGCGGCACUAUUGUCGAGCUGAACGGUGAAGCACAUCGCGCAGUCGGCAAGAUGAAAGCCACAAUAUCACAGCGCUUCAACUCUGAAGGUAUCGCUUUCGACAUUGACUGCGACUGUCGUUUCAUUUUUUUCUGUGCUCGAGAUCGACAAACGUGGGAUUGGAAGGUGAAAUUUGUCAAACUCUUUUAUGAGAAGGACAAGAUUAUCCCCGUCAACGGACAGAGUGUGCCCGCAUUUACCACCGAGGAAGAGCUCGAGAUGGCUGGCUUUCCCAACGGCUAUCGAUAUCUCGGUAUCAUGCAAAAGCGACUAGGAUAUGAUACCAGUCUGUAUCUUCCAACCUGCAACAAUGAAGUCUGGGAUAGGAUUUACGAGGCAAUGGGAGACUGGCUAGCUGCUGAUGAGAAUGAACUCUUUUCUAUUGAGGAUGAUAAUGAGGAUAAUAACGAGUAA
Phaeoacremonium minimum UCRPA7 is the source of this 675-nucleotide messenger RNA. Its product is annotated as putative catabolic 3-dehydroquinase protein. NCBI's taxonomy places the organism in Eukaryota, Fungi, Ascomycota, Sordariomycetes, Togniniales, Togniniaceae. Bases 1 to 675 code for a protein of 224 amino acids. The record is from RefSeq and is a predicted model, not a curated record. The transcript is spliced from 2 exons.